Paramecium tetraurelia is the source of this 1170-nucleotide messenger RNA. RefSeq lists its product as uncharacterized. NCBI's taxonomy places the organism in Eukaryota, Ciliophora, Oligohymenophorea, Peniculida, Parameciidae. The transcript has a single exon. Gene Ontology annotation, molecular function: nucleic acid binding; 3'-5'-RNA exonuclease activity. The record is from RefSeq and is a predicted model, not a curated record. Gene Ontology annotation, biological process: nuclear polyadenylation-dependent rRNA catabolic process; nuclear polyadenylation-dependent CUT catabolic process; nuclear polyadenylation-dependent antisense transcript catabolic process. Gene Ontology annotation, cellular component: nucleolus; nuclear exosome (RNase complex).
AUGUAUAUAAACUCUGAGAAUUUAUUACCAAAAUUAUAAGGAGAAGCAUUUGGUAUUGAUAUUGAAUUUAGUAACAAACGAAUUUGUCUCAUUUAAAUAUCUGAUGGGAAGGAAAUAUAUUUAUUCGAUCCAAUUGCUUUGAAUUUAGAGUAAUACAUGAGAGAUUUUUUUUAAAAUGAUGCCAUCAAAAUAUUUUAUAGUGGUGCUCAAGAUUUGAAAUGGUUGAAAACUGAAUAUCAAAUAGAAGUUAAUAACUAUUGUGAUUUAAAAGUACUUGCUCAAAAAGAGCCUGAUUAAAGUUUAAUUGCAUUAUGGAAGAAGUAUUGUGGAGUCUAAUUUGAAAGAGACGACAAGAAAAGAUUAUAAAGAAGUGAUUGGUUUGCAAGACCAUUAUCUUAAGAACAAUUAUUCUAUGCUGCUCUUGAUUGCAAACAUCUUAUUAUGUUAAGGGAUAUUUUAUUGUAAUAAUACACGGAGGAGGAAAAGAAAUUUAUACAUUUCUCCACAGACCUCAAAGAACCUAAACUAUUGAGAUAUUUAAAGAAAUAAUUGGUUGACAAUGAAGAUGUUCUUUUACCUUAAAAGAUUUAUAGGCAUAUCAAAUUUCAAGAUCCUUUUUAAACAGACGAUUAGAAGGUGAUUGGUUUGAUCGAAUAAUUAACUAAAAAACAUCACGAAGAUUACAAGGAAUAGAAAAAACAAAGGUUUUUACACUUUUAAGAAAAAUUUACAACUCAUAAACCUGUUUAUAGUAAUUGCCGUAUAUUUAGUUUGAGUGGAUAAUAGCUAUGCUUUUGUGAUUAAAAGAAAAUUGAAUGGUAUGUAAAGAAUGGGUUAGGAGAAUAUAUGGAUGAAAAGAGCAUCAAGUUAAGUUUUGAUCCUGUUUGCGAAUUUGAUGAAAAAGAAAUGAAAUUUUAUAAUGAAGAAAGGGCAAAUCGAUGUGUUGUUUGUGGUGCCUCUUCUAAUAUAUUAAAAUAUUAAAUCAUCCCAUACAUGUACAAGCACAAUUUACCUAACCAUUAUAAAUCUCACAGGGCUCAUGAUGUUGUGAUCAUAUGUGCUCGUUGUCACGAAAAAGCAUCUGCCCUCCAAGAUAAGAAAAGGGCUGAAGUUUGCUUAGUUGUAUGGAGUUCCUUUGUAAUAUUAUGGGGAGGAGAAGAAAGUAGUUGA